GGAGACAAAAAAGAUGGCGACGCGAGUGGUGCAUCGCGAACCAAGAGAUCCUCAGUUUGUAUUUUGUUUUUUUUUUGUCUUAUUGCUCUCAUAUUACCUACAUGGUAUUUGCUUCAAGCGUGAAGGAUUUUUCUGAGGAAUAUUUGGUGUUUCUUUUUCAAGGGAACUAUAUAAAGAUGCUCUGGAAAAUGUGUCGGCCUACAACUCCCGGCUUCGUUUUGAACGGCGGCUUCGCAUUCCCUUUAUCGAUGCUCAAACGGGAAUCGCUAUGAACAAUUGCAACUUAUGGAUUAGUAAACUAGAACGCCGGCCUGGAAAGACACCUCAGUACAUUUACAGCUACCCGGCAAAGAGAUGGCGAAAGAAAAAACGACCCACUCCUGUUGAACGCGCAAGCGAGGUCAAAGUUGCGGAAACGGGGGGUAAGUCGUUAAGGUGUUGUCAGGGGAGGGGAAGGGAUAGCCAACUCUCUCUCUCUUAAACGGAGACCUUAAGGGCUGGCGCUUUGAGUUAGCCAUCGAGAGAUGUCUGUCUUACAGAGACUUGACUAAAAUGAGUUAAACUGGUAGGAAUCAACUCUGGGUGUCUGUGUUAGCAAGGUGUCUGUUAAACCUGGUUCUCAUAUGCCAGUGAAGUACCCACGAUGUAGCCGCAGGUACUGCCUACAAUACUACUCCGGUUUAUGUGGACAUAACGCCACCAGCAACAAGAAACGUUGCUUGUGUGCCUGUGAAGUCAAGCUUGAGUAAACUUCGCAGGCAAGCAGGCGCUAAAGACUGACACGGCCACGGUGACUUCUGUUCUCAUAUUGGAACAGUAUCACAGGCAGUACCAGCAGCUACAGCUACUGUAUGUUGCAGGUAGUUCGGCGGCAUAUGAGAACUAGGCUACAGCCUGCUCAACUGAUGAAAAUAAACUUCUGAUUAAGUCUGUCUGCAAACCAGCACAGAAAUCCCAGCUGAAUAAUAGGAUUUGAGUAGGUGCCAUGGUUGGACAGUUUGCUAAUCAGGUUGACAGGACAUUUGGAAAGAGAAAGAAAUGCUCUUCCAGUAGUUCAUCGGGGACCCAGAACAAUGAUCCUGGGGCUGCUUUGCAGACGUCAAUAACCAAGGUUACAACAUGUACAUCACCCAAAGCAAAAUAUAAAAAUGAAAAAGGGAGCCAAUUACCCUUACUCUAAAAAUCAGCUUCUAGCGGUGUAUAAACCAAUAAAACUUAUAUGUUUAGCAUUGUAUCAUGAUUGUGUCUGGUAGUCAUAAUAGUAUAGUAAGUAUUUUUCAAAACAAUUCUCCCCCCUUAAAAAAUGGCAUCGUUCAUGUACAACAGUGGUAGAUCUACAAUCUUGGACAGUUUUUAGCUAGGAAAGCUAACUGGGGACACUAAAUAAAAUCAUUAAUGUUGUGGUUCGAUUGUAUCCUUGGUUUAAUUUUUAUUUUCUUUUGUUUCAAACUCAUUACCUACAUUACCAUACCUAAAAACAAAAGAAAAUAAAAAUUAAAACAAGGAUAAAAUUGAACCACAACAUAAACAUCAAAAUGAGAAACAGCUCCCGCCCAGAAUCGAAUUCGGGACCUUCUAUGCGCCAGGCCGUUUAGUUACCACUAUGUGGGCACACAAAUCCACCAUUGUGUCACAUCCCUACCUCCCCAUUAUGGCUACCCUUCGACACACCGUUUUCCUUUUAUCCCCAGGUUGCUGUUGUGGAGAGGUGUAACAAUAAUCUUUGUCAAUGCAUUAGUGUACCUUGUAAGCUUUUGUUUUUUUUUUUCCUAGAGCAAAAUACAAGCACUAUGGAAGUCAUGGACACAGAAGGAGUCUUUGCUGAGGAAUCAGAGGUGGACCUCACCAAGGAAACUGCUGUAGAGGAGGCAGUGAGAACUGUAGACAGUGAAGAUGAGGAAGAUGUGCAGGAUGAUGGUGGUACAUUGUCCUCUGAUGAUGAAGAUUUUAUUGUUGGUAAAUAGAAAUAAUAAUAAUGAUGAUGAUAAUAAUAAUAAUAAUAUAUUAAUAAUAAUAAUAAUAAUAAUAAUACGAGUGAUUAACUGGGGAGUCUGAUUUGUUUAAUCACGAGAAUGAUUACAGACUGAAUUGGAUGACACGAAGUUCUGUUAUCAAUUAAUCAUAACUUUAAAAAAAUUUGUCAUAUAUAAGGCUCUUUUUUCAAAUCAAAAACACAAGAAAUUCCAAAAGCUCUUUUUUUUGGCCAGCAGUGAAAAAAAGCCAUUUAAGCGUGUGCAUGUUGGCGCAUACUGUCCGAUUACUUAGGCAUGACACGUACUGUCCAAUUAAACUGUCCUAUUAAGGCUGAAAUUAGGGCUGUUGAUAGCCAAUCAGAUUUGAGGAUUUUGUUAUAGUUUUGAUUAUAAUAAUAAUAAUGAUAAUAAUAAUCUUUUAUUUUAUUGAUAACAAAGCUAAUUAUUAAAAACCUCUAAUAAUAACAAUAAUGAUAUAACAAUAGUUAUAAUACUUAAUAUCAUCCCCUCCCCUUAUGGGGAUUUUCAAGGAUAAUGAUAUAAAUAAUUCAGUGAAAUAUAACAUGGUUAAGAAUCACAACAACAUUACUGGUAGGAGGUGAACCAAUAAUUAUUGGUUAUUCACAAGCCUGACUGUGGAUUUGAAAGAACAAUCCAGCUACAUGUAGUUGUCUGGGUGUUGGGACUUGAAGUUGGGGCCUUUGGAUUGCAAGUGCACAGCUCUAAAUGCCUAAUCAUGCUGCCUCCAUGAAAAAAAAAAAACCACUUAAAAUACAGUACUCUCUGUAUGAUUCUGUGGGUCUUGUUUUUUUAGACAAAAACAAAUUUUGGUUUGAAUACUGUGAGGGAAAUUGGGGCCAAAUGAAAACCACACUCACACCAUCUGAGACACAAACAAGGUGGUGCAUUGUCCUCUGAUGACGAAGAUUUUAUUGUUGCUAAAAUAAUGUAACAUGUCAGUUCUGGGGGUCUUCAUUUCUUAGGAAAAAAUAGGUUGGGGUAAAAACUGCAAGGAAAUUGGGGCAAAUUGAAAACUACACCAAGGUUGCUAGAGACAUGCAUCAUGUCAAGCUUAGUAAAAUCACUAGAGUCUGUUAAAAUUUGCCUUAUCAAUCACCUACUCACAUCUUAUCUGAGUACUUGUGUUAUUUAAUCUUGACAAACAGGAUCACUCGCCAAAAAGAAGCCCAUUAGCAAGGGCCGUCCACGUGGUAGGAAAACCCACCAAGCUGCGACAUUCCCAGAAGGUCAAGUUCAUGUACCAGUAAGAAAAAUUAAUACUGUUUAGUAUUUUUUUGUUGAACAAGUAGUAUUUUAUACUAUUGUGAAAGGUUAGAAUGCAGGGGUCAUUUCAUACAUUUAAGUUGGCUGAGAAAUAAUGAGAUUGCAGGGAUAUUUGAUGAUUUAUCAGGAUGGUAGGGUUGCCAUUACAUGUAAUAGGUCAGAUGCCACAAUUCUCAAAUUACUGUAAAAUUCCGAAAAUAAGCCCUGGGGCUUAUAUUUUUAAAAGCCCUUUUUGAGGGGCUUCUUUUUGGAGGGGCUUAUAUUCGGAGGGGCUUACUAUCUACAGAGGGAAAUUUGCGUUUCAAAAUCGAUUGGGCUCGCCUUAUAGUUGGAAGUAAAUUUACCAUUUUUGUUUUGUUUUACUUUGUAUUUGAGGGCAAUUUCCCAAGUACAAGCAAGGAGGGACAAUUUAAUGGAGGGUUUUUUUGCGUUACCGGUUUAGGGGGCUUAUAUUUGGAGGGGCUUAUACAUGGAGGGGCUUAUUUUCGGAAUUUUAUGAUACUUGGAUUAAAAAGUAGAUUAUCAUUUUCACUCCACAAAGAUUUUAUUGUUUCUUUAAUCAAUAGGAGAGUUAUGGGGUGUAAUGAUAAUAAAUUAAUGCAAUCCAUUGGUUUUUGAGUGAUUUGUGUUCUUUGUAGAAAGCCAUUGCCCCAAUCCCUGGUGUACUGCAAGUGAGGAAUAUUUCUAAGGAAGAAUUAGCUAGAAUGGAUCCUGAAGAAAGGAAAAAACCAUAUGCAUGUGAAAGUAAGUGCAAGGAACAUGCUCAUUUCUUACCACUUUGAAUUUAAAAUGAAAAAUACUCUGUAUGCACCCUAUACAAAUACAAGUAUUGCUUAGGAGUUGAUGGAUUUUUCACCUUUUAUGAAACCUUAGUCACUCUACAUGUAUUUGUAAAUCAAAGGGUUGGAAUAAGAUCUCAUGUGGAUCCUGAUCAAAUAUGAAAUUCUCUCUCAUAUUUAUAUGAUAUUCAAAGCAAAUUGAAAGGAGAAUCUGCAUUAAAGUAGUUUAUCAGAAGUCUCUUAAAGCUUUAUUUAAGGCACCCCUUCAAUCAUCAUCACCAUCAUCGUCAUCAUCAUCAUCAUCAUUAUUACUUCUGCCCACUAUGAGGGAACAAAGCGAUGCAGUUCAUAACUAUUGUAGCAAAUAGUCCACGGUUCCAACUCCUCUUAUUGCUGUUAUAAUUAAUUAUGAUUACGGUUGCUAAAAACAACAUUUGUAUCCUUUAGUAACUUGUGAUUAUUACAAGUUACUAAAGGAUACAAAUGACAGCUAUAAAACAGGAAAUACAGAAAAGGAAACAAACCAAGCAAAACUACUUACAAAUGUUGUAUGACUUGGAGCAAAGUAAAUGGAAAAAGGUACUACAGCAAAUGAAUUGAAUGAGUGAUACUGCUGUGAACUAGAGCGAAAUGAAUCUAAAACAAAAGAUGAAACUUACAAAAUGAUCUAAAAACAAAGAAAAUGAUGCAAAGAAAUGUAACUGCAUAUGAGCUGCGAUAACUGAAAAGAAUGUGAAAAGAAUGUGCAAAACUAAGCAAAGAAUUAAACACUAGACAUAUUUGACGAUAAAUAUGGCUGUAAGAGUGUUAGAGUGUUAUGUUUUAUUUGACAUCUCAUACUGUUAGUUUGUGGAAGACGUUACAAGAAUGGCCCUGGCCUAAAGUACCACUACACACACUAUAACCAUGAGCAGGAGACAAGCACUGUACACCAUGAGGAGCCAGCCAUAUCUCACCCCUCAACUCCAGCACCCAGCGCCCCUGCUGAGUCACCAAAAGUACCUUCACCACAGCCAAGGGGACCGGGACGUCCCAAGAAGAUACCAGGGGCAGCUGUGUCACCAAACAACUACUGUGACUUUUGUUUGGGAGAUGUGUACGAGAACAAGAAAACUGGACAGCCUGAGGAGCUGUUGUCUUGUGCUGACUGUGGAAGAUCAGGUAGAUGUCACUUUGUGGUGUCAUAUAUGUAGCUUUCAUUUUUGUGGCUGCUGCCUGCCUUUGAGCAAGGUGUAGCCAUUAUAUCAUGGAGAAGCCAGCUUCCAGACCACUAGCCCACGAUGCCAUUGAAUAACUAAGCGUGUAAAUUUCUAUUAAUAGACUCAAGCCAUUUUUCCCUUCCUUAUGGCCCUCACUUAGCAAGAAUUAUUGUCAAAUCAUCAAAUUAACAUGAUGAUAUUAUUCUUGCAGGUCACCCUACAUGUCUUCAGUUUACUGGCAAGUUAACAGAAAGUGUCAAAAAAUACAAAUGGCAGUGCAUCGAAUGCAAGUCCUGUACUCUCUGUGGAACUUCGGACAAUGAUGUAAGUUUCUGAAGUCAUCUUAUCUUGAUUAUAUAUGAUACCCAGGUUUUCUUUGCCCAAACUCUUUGAUUUUUAUACCCUAUCCAAGGCUAAAUGGCUUGAUACCAUACCCUACAUAGAAGCACAUACCUAUAUGUCCCACAUACAGCAGAUGGCAGUAUCCCUGUGUCCCACUCUCGGGACACCAAGAGUUAGUCCCAGUGUCUUACUUUACCCCUUUUAGUCGACUCCCUAUAAGAAGGACUUGUAGUUUUGGUCCCAAAAAUGUUCAUCUUACACUGUAGGAGGAGUUGAGUGUAUGCCAAUUACCACUCUUGCUGAUAGAUGUUGUGUUCUUUUGCCUUAGGACCAGUUGCUGUUUUGUGAUGACUGUGACAGAGGGUAUCACAUGUAUUGCCUGAAGCCACCCAUGGUGAAACCACCAGAAGGUAGAGACUGGUUCUUAACCUUUGUAAAAAGCCCUAAGAGUCACCGAAUCAAAUAUCUCCUUUUAAUAUCAAAGUUCUUUAAAACAAGGUGGUCACGAUAAUUUAGGAGCUGAUCACGCAAGUUGACAUUGCUACAAAAACCGGCUAGUGACUGUUCCCACUAUGUGCCAAUCCUCACCCUACCCAUAAUUUUUUGCGACUUUAAUAAUCGGAUAAAGUGAAGGACAAGAAAUGGUCAUUUUUUUAAAAAUAUUUUUUGUACACAUACCCUUGCAGUUCACCUAAAGUUGUACAUAUGCGCACAGUUCAGUGUCAGUUUUUCAGCUUUUUAACCAUAUCAGCAUCAAUUUUUGAUAUUGCAGCCCUUUUGUUACGUCAUCAUGUAAUUCGAUUUUGGUCACUCUGUCUGUAGGUAGUUUGAAUAGGGCAACAAAGUAGAAUUUAAAUUUUGAUCUUAGGUUACCUUGCAUUACCCUGGUAUCAUAUUUUUACUAGUUGCAUUUAAAAUGUUUGCUGCACCCCUCUCUGAUCUCUUGGGAACACUUGGACAGGACUUGUCAGAAUGUACAUGUCGCUGUUCAUUGACAAGAACAAAUUACUUAUUUUUUAAUUCUCUUUUAUUCUAAACAGUUUCUUCUCUUCUCUUUAAGGUCAUUGGAUUUGCAAACUUUGUGAAAAUUCUGUAUUGGUGACCCCUGCUUAUCCACCACAAGCAAUGCUGCCUACAAGGAUGGAUGAAUUUCAUGGGGGAAUUUAGAAUUACUCAUUAGUUUUUCCUGCCAUUUUAAAAGAAUGGUCAAAAGGCUUGCUUGUUGCCUAAGGCACUGCUAUUUUGAUGGCUUGUAAAAAAAAGAACAAACCCCCCUGAGGGACCUUUAUUCUGAAUCCAUAUACAGCAAGGUAUUAAGUCAAACCACCAUUAACCCUUCAAGCGCCAAUAUCCACAUACAAAUUCUCCAAACUAAUCUCGAUACAUUUCCGUUAAGAAUUAGUUGAGAGAAUUUAAUAAAACAUCAAGGCAUUUUCUCUUUCGUGAUCAUUUUUUAUAUUCUCACAACCUUAUCUCUUAUGACAAUGAAUGGACAUUGUUAGGAGAAAAUUGCUGUUGGUCUCUAUUGGGACUUAAAGGGUUAAUAUGGACCCUGAAGGGGCCAUAGAAAGUGUCUGUAUUAAGUGGGUCAUGUUAUUAAAGCUGAAAAACACCUUCAAUAUUAUUAGAAUAAAAAACUAAUAAUCAAAAAUCGCUCAUCCAUACAUUACUUAAUCAACACUGUACAGUCUCUGCAUAACUCAUUUGAUGCAAAAAUAGUUUGAAAUAUUUGAUGUCCACAAAUCAUCCUAUGCAGUGUACUGUAGCGCUAAGAACAUUGACACGCUGUCAAUUCAAGGCUUUUUACCUUCAAAAAGGAAAGGUCUGUUACAGCAAGUAGCACUUAAUGAAGUGUAUGCAUUAGCGAGGUUGACUUUCUAUGAGAAUCUGUUGAUUGGGCAAGAAACAAGUGCCCGUUGUCCACAUCAACGGGUGUCUGUAUUAAGCAGGUUGCCUUAACCCUUUGAGUCCCAAUAGUGACCAACAUCAAUUUUCUCCUUAUAACAAUGUCCAUAUGUUGCCAAGAGAAAUGGUUAUGAGAGUUAAUAAAAUGGUCACUAAAGAGAAAAUGCUUCGAUCUGUUAUCAAAUUCUCUCAUCUAAUUCUUUAAGGAAAUAUAUGGAGAUCAGUUUGGAGAAUUUGUAAGUGGAUAUCCGGGCUUAAAGGGUUAAGAGAAAAUGUAUGGGCUUUUCCCAGGGACCAAUAAAAUUGUCUGUAAUAAUGAGGUGCCUGUAUUAAGCGGGCGUACCAACUUAAAGUAGUGUGUCAAAAAACCAUAAUCACUUGUCACACUACCAUGGACAGUGUCGGUUUAUUUUGGGCUAGCCAACAAACAGCAGCUUAAUUUUAUUAUUUGCAUACAAGUAGUGCUUACAAUGGACUUUGAACAAUACCUGUCACCUUAAAGUUCAUCAUCUUUCCUAACCUGCAAGCAAACUUUCCAUUCGGGCAAUAUUGUGAGACUGUGAAAAGUUUGAACCCAGGAGUCAUUUCAAAAGUAGGUUGAGUUUCAUCGUCUGGGUG
Messenger RNA from Porites lobata, 8100 nucleotides. The record is from the annotation of a GenBank genome assembly. Lineage: Eukaryota; Metazoa; Cnidaria; Anthozoa; Scleractinia; Poritidae.